AAAGGGUGCGUUUGUUUGCUCUUUUGGUUCCUUAGUGCUUUAAGCCUCCUCCCUUCUUCAAUCCCAAAUUUCCUAUUCAUCAUUAACUUGGGAGUUUCUUUUAGACCCAUAAAGCUUCUCAGUAUCUCUUCCAACCUUUGACCAAAAAACAAAAUCUCUUCCAACCUUCAUUCUCUUCACCAGAACCACUAAAAAGGCCCUCUCCUACACUUACAUCAUCUUCUUUUAUACUUAUUGCCUGUAAGAAAGGUGAUUCUAGUGUAAAGUGAUGGCAUUAGAAGCUGUUGUUUAUCCAAAAGAUCACAACGCACUUAGCUAUGUGUCCAAAGAAUUAUACUCCAUUCCUAACUGGGGUUAUGAUUUUAGCUUACAAGAGGAUAUUCAAGACAAAGCCCUUGUUGGACUUCUUGAUCAUCAGAAUAACAUCAUCCACCACCACCAACAAGGCAGUCUCAAUGAAAAUUGGGACUACAACUGCUCAUCAUGUGCUCCUUCUCUCCUGCAAAACGUGAAGGAAUGGGAUCCUCAUUCUUCACCGGAGGCCUUGAAAUCACCGCCACCGCCACCAGCAACGACAGGUAGACGCAAACGCCGUCGUACCAGAAGCAGCAAGAACAAAGAAGAAAUGGAGAACCAACGCAUGACGCACAUUGUAGUAGAGCGCAACCGCCGCAAGCAAAUGAACGAGUACCUCGCCGUCCUCCGCUCUUUGAUGCCAACUUCUUAUGUUCAAAGGGGGGAUCAAGCAUCAAUUAUUGGGGGAGCCAUUAACUUUGUGAAGGAGCUAGAGCAACUGUUGCAGUCCAUGGACGGCAGCCAUAAGAGGAGUACCAAACCAGAACAAGUACCUUUGGCUGACUUCUUCACCUACCCCCAGUUCUCCACACCUGCAACGACACAGUGUAACAGCAACUCUUCUUCAUCCACAUCGUCAUCAUCUGGGGUUAUCCAAGUAAACGACGAGCCGUCCAUGGCUUAUCUGAGCAACAAUAACAAUAACCAGUUGCCAGCUGCAGACAUAGAAGUGACCAUGGUGGACAGCCAUGCAAAUCUUAAGAUAUUAUCCAAGAAGAGGCCGAGGCGGUUGUUGAAGAUGGUGGCCGGGUUUCAGAGUCUUAGGCUCACUGUCCUUCACCUCAACGUCACCACUGUUGAUGAAAUGGUCCUCUACUCUGUUAGUGUUAAGAUUGAAGAAGGUUGCCUGCUAAACACUGUCGAUGAAAUCGCAGCUGCUGUUAAUGAAAUGCUGCGGAGAAUCAAUGAAGCUAGUUUUAGCUGAUGAACUUCCUUAUUUUCUGAACUUGAAAAUUCCCUUUCAAUUCCUUCUUUUUACCCAUGAGUGGAUUCGAUUUUUCUUUCACUUUUAACCUUGUUUUGUACGGUCCUUUUCUGAUCAUACAUUGUACAGUAUGUAUGGUGUGUGUUUGCCCAUUGGGGAAGGACUAAUCUGAUUUCUCAA
Argentina anserina (silverweed cinquefoil) is the source of this 1459-nucleotide messenger RNA. Its product is annotated as transcription factor bHLH96-like. The coding region runs from base 269 to 1279 and encodes 336 amino acids. The transcript has 3 exons. NCBI's taxonomy places the organism in Eukaryota, Viridiplantae, Streptophyta, Magnoliopsida, Rosales, Rosaceae. Gene Ontology annotation, molecular function: protein dimerization activity; RNA polymerase II cis-regulatory region sequence-specific DNA binding; DNA-binding transcription factor activity, RNA polymerase II-specific. Gene Ontology annotation, biological process: regulation of transcription by RNA polymerase II. The record is from RefSeq and is a predicted model, not a curated record.